UAAUGUUACACUUUGUGUGAAACCGAAACACGAAGAGUUUGGCGACAUAAACUGUCUCGGGGUCAAGGGUCAACUUGUUUGUUGAUGAACGGUCGUGAAUUGAUAGUAAAGUUUAAACUCUUAUUGAGAAGAGUGUUUAUCACGCUGUUUAUAAUAAAUACCAGCAGUGCUGGAUUAAACCAGAUGUGAACUUUCUCCACUUUUCACGGAUUUACGAGCCUAAGCUUUUUGUGUGGUGUGUAGUUGGUUUUAGUAGUUUUACAACCUGCGUGUAGCAAGUUAAGUUAGUGUUAAAAUAAAACUUGAACUUGCGUGUAGCGUAGUCUCUGGUGACUGGUGCCUAUUAAUAAUAUUAUUUUCACUAUGGAUUCGCCAAGACAGUAACUUCGGUAAGCAUUGUGGCUGUCAUUGUCUUUUUAAUUAAUUUUUUUUUAACGUUUUUUUUUCUUCUGAAGCUGUAAAUUAUUUAAUAAUUACCACUUUUUUUUUUUAACGCUUAGGCUUGUCGGCAUAUAUAUUAUAUAGUAGUAAAAUAUCAAGACAGUAACUUCGGUAAGCAUUGUUGUUGUCAUUGUCUUUUUAAUUAAUUUUUUUUUAACGUUUUUUUUUCUUCUGAAGCUGUAAAUUAUUUAAUAAUUACCACUUUUUUUUUUUUAACGCUUAGGCUUGUCGGCAUAUAUAUUAUAUAGUAGUAAAAUAGGCCGAAGUUCUCACUCCGUUAAAAGUCUGACCAAUAUUUAUGGCCCAGAGUUGCUAGAAAUUCAUUCACAGCAUGACAGAUUAUAAUUACAUCAUAUCUACGGACAGGAUUUUUACACUCGAUAAAAUAUUUUUUUCUUUAAAAUGAAAGAUUCUGAAUUACGGAGGCCCUGUAUUAAAUGAUAUAAACAUAGCAUAAGGUGAGUGCGCAGGUGGCCUCCCAGUCUAUUUGUGUGUGGGAAGCUUGCCCGCAUGUGGAACAAUAGUCAAUAGUGUUUUGAUGCCCCUGUGAUAUUUAUGGCAAUCCGCUUUUCCUUGUUCUGACCGUGAGUGCUUUCAUUGGUACAUCUACUUUCUGAAGAGUGUGCUCCAAUAGUGAGUCGGUCUCGGAGGUUUUACUUUGACCAACCAAAUCAAAUGUAUGAGUUCAGGUCAGGUCGAUGACCACGGAUUUGGGGGACACUUAGGCAAUCUUAAACCUUUUUUUUUUUCCCCUACCAAUAAAUUUUGAGCUAUUUCCUUUGGACAGUUCACCGUACAUUAUUUCUUUUGAUAGGUCACACAGCCAUAAUCUCACCCACAGGCAAAGUAUCCGUACCAUUCACUUUUAGUUCGAGUCAUGCUGUUGUUAAAUAUUCCUACUUGUCAAAGUGAUGAAGGUGGGCAUAAGGCUUUCAAUGACAGGAGGGUUGGUAUAGACCUGUCGAUGACAAGAGUGUUGGCAUAAGACUAUCAAUGGUACGAGGUGAGCAUAGAGCUGUCAAUGACUGGAGGCUGUCAAAUUGCUGUCAAUGGGAUUUGUGGCAUAAACAAAUAAAUGGUAGGAAUGGCGGCACACUAUAAAAGGGACAGAUGGCGCGGGAUCUAAGUGGAAACCUCUAAAUCUGGCGUGAACAAAUAUAAGGAAUAUAACUUAACUUUUCAGUUUCAAUGAAAAUAUGUUCCUUAAUGAAUGUGUUAGUCACGUGUGACCUUGGCCUUGUUCAGAAACAUCAGUGAACUUCCUGUAAUACGGGAAUUUCAUAUUGACGUGAGCCGCGCGUGUACAUAAAUCUUCCAUGGUUCAAACAGGAAUUUACUUAUUGAGGUUUGGAGAGCAAAAGAUUUUUGAACUACUUAGUAUUUCUGACAAGGUUUUUUUUAAAAAGAUCUUUGAACUAAUUUUUACUACAGCAGCUUUGGUGUAAGGGCUUUAAAACAUCUUUGAACUACUUCUUAUUCUAUAGCAUUGAUGGCAUAGCUUUAAGAGCUCUUUGAAUUACGUAUUAUUCUAUAGCACUGAUGUCAGGGCUUCAAAAUCUGACGUCUUUGGAGGAAGACUGGUUCAAGUCAGGGAGUAGAAAAUCUUUCCCACAAGUCGGAUACGGCCCUCAAGAUCAUUUGGUCUAUCCUGCGAUUUGAUUGGUUUUCUUGCCAUGCAUUUCACCAUUGUCAACGUUUUCAGGGUAUUUCCCCAAAAAAUCUCCAUAGCGUUCAGGCCGCCAGCCCAGUCCCCAAACCACGAUACUUUUUGGAAAUGGGCUUUAAACUAGGGGUCUCAAACUCAAAUCAUCCGGGGGCCGCAGGAGGUAGAGUCUGAGUGAGACUGGGCCGCAUCAAGUAUUCCAAACCAAAAAAAAAAAAGAAAAAGAUUACAAAUUCAAUUAAGUACAAUCUGCUCACCUUUAUUAAUAAAAAAAUUAAAACAUUAGGGUUUUCAAUAACCAGGCUUCACUUACUUCCUCCUACUCAUUGUUGCCAGAGACCUGGCAGCGCUUCUUCUUACACAGCUGAGCAAAAUUUGUAUAUUGUAGGGAGAAUGAAUUUUGAUAUUAUUUUUUUUACCGAGAAAAGGCCUUUUUGACUAACCCUAUUUUGAAAGUGACCAAGCUGACAGGCGCGGAAUUGCCCUCACUCGUCACUCGUACACACUAGCGGAAAUUUGAAAAGGAAUUGCUACGAUUUACACAAUUAUGGUUGUGCAUUACCAACUGAAUUUUAAAACUUUUGAUGUGUCUAUAAACAAUAUUCGAAGCGUGUUUUCUCAAAUCCACACUUUGGCCGCCAUGUUUGUCUCAUAAAAAUGCUGUAAAAUAGAAACGUUUAGUCCGAUUUUAAAAAGGUUUUUACCAUUAUAAUCAACUUCCACAUCUAUACAAAAAUAAUAAAAAUCAGCAUUAGACCAGUCGGUGAGAUUCGACUGAAACCGUCGCGGAGGGUCACAUUAUAGAUACGAGAACGGUGAAAACGCGCGGGCCGCAUUAACACUAAACUUUGCUGUCAAGUAGCGGGCCGAAAAAUAUCAUCUUGCUGGCCGCAAAUGGCCCAAGUUUGAGACCCUUGCCUUAAGCCUUGAUUUGACCUCUAAGUGUGUCACUGUCAUCGAUACAUCGGGCUGGGCAUCGGGCUGGGCAGCCCCGGUCCUCACCAGAACGUCUGUGUUUUCAUUUCCAACCAUCUCUGCGUGCCCUGGAAUUCACAUGUUGGUGUCUAUUACAUCGAAAACUACACCUAAAACAUCGUGGUGUCCAUCACAACCACGACUACACCUAACGUGGUGUCUAUCACACCCAAGACCACAUCUAACAUCGUGAUGUAAUGGACUUUAGUAUACACGUUGUAAUGGACAUAAGUAUAUAUACAAGAUAUAUCAAUACAAACCUAAAUCGAUUUGUUGAAAUAUACAGGAAAUUCGACAGCACUAACAAUACAAACCAACAGUACGAACGCUUCAGCAGAAAGCCUUCCAUCUGCCAACACAUACAUUAAGAACACAAGACAAUCAAGACAAAAGAGAAAUUUGUACGCAAACAAGUUGAUGGUCUUGUGUGAUACAAGCUGUCACCUAUCCUGUACUUCCAAGAUUUUGCAAACAAGUUGGUCUUGUGUGGUACAAGCUGCCACAUAUCAUGUACUUCCAAGAUUUUGCAAACAAGAUUUUUAUGAAUCUCUUUAAAUGAGUCUGACGAUUCAGUAUGUUGGCCCCGGCUGCUGUUAAGGAAAUGUGUUUUUUUUUAAAGAAGGCCAACCACACCACUGCUCAUGUUACACUGACUAGGGGAUACAUCUUUGGAAUGCAUUGUGUCUUGGGUGUGUGUGUGUGUUUGGGAGGGGGGUGUCUGGAUGGGUCACCUUUAUUUGAUGCAGAACACAAGACAAGACAUCCAAGCUUGCAGAUAGAAAUGGAGAUGUGCCAACCGACUGGCUGCUGUGCCAACCGACUGGCUGCUGUGCCAACCGACUGGCUGCUGUGCCAACCGACUGGCUGCUGUGUCAACCGACUGUGAGCUGUGCCAACCGACUGUGAGCUGUGCCAACCGACUGUGAGCUGUGCCAACCGACUGUGAGCUGUGCCAACCGACUGUGAGCUGUGCCAACCGACUGUGAGCUGUACCGACAGAUGUGAUGUCUGGGUCGUGCUAGUUUUCAAUUUUCCUCAAGUUUUCUUUGUGUUGGUUCGGUUCCUUUAAAAAUGCUUCCACUCUUUUUUUUUUUUUUUUUUUUUUUUUUUUUUUGGUUUUUAAUUUUUUUUUUUUUUUUUUAAAAAUUUUUUUUUUUUUUUCUUUUUUUUUUUUUUUUUUGUUUCGGUUCCUUUAAAAUUUCUUCCCUUUUUUUUUUUUUUUUUUUUUUUGUUUGUUGAUUGGUGUAUAAGUUUACUAUUAAUUGUUGAAACAAAUUAUUACUAUUAAUUGAAUGUUGUAUCUGAUGAUUACUAUUAAAACGCACGUGUCCACCUUCUGUUAAAUUGCGUAACAACUGGCAGAAGAAAAAGUUAAUAAUUUGCUACAACACACCAAGAGACAUUCAAUGAUCUGGUCUAUAGUAGAGUUUGUAAAAUACAGCUAAAUGCGUAAAAGGUCCAUAUGGCACUUGAUAAUGUCAAGCGAUCUUAACUCUUAUAUCUUGAUUCAAUGAGUGUGUGUGUGUGGGGGGUGGGUGGGGGGCGGGCGGAAUCCUUUUUAAUUUUUUAACCGGAUCCAUCGGGGUUCUGACGCAUUGGUCGCAAAACAUUUUGGUAAAAUAUGUGCCAAAGUUUUAUUUCUAAAUGGUUCGGUGUGCCAACGACCUGUCCAUUUAACUCAUCAACCAGAUUUGUUUAAAAGUCCAUUUAUCUAUUUUUGUUCUCCCACAUGACAUUAACACCGCUCUGCGUGUCAACGUCUGGCUCGCGUGCCGUAGAUUGUAGACCUCUACAUUUCGAUAUUUGGUGGCGAAUACAGUAUCAGACUGUUGUUUUUUUUACGGUUGGCUGACUUAAACAUUUAACAUGGGUUCUCAAUCUCAGUAAUGAGGAGACGAAGCCUUGCUGUCAUGACUUUUUCACGUAGACGUCCACAAACAUCAGUAUCAGUACAUGUUUGAGCACCAGUAUCGGUAAACGUUUGAAUACCUGCAUCGGUAACAUGUUUGAACACCUGCAUCGGUAACAUGUUUGAACACCUGCAUCGGUAAACAUUUGAACACCUGCAUCGGUAACAUGUUUGAACACCUGCAUCGGUAACAUGUUUGAACACCUGCAUCGGUAACAUGUUUGAACACCUGCAUCGGUAACAUGUUUGAACACCUGCAUCGGUAAACGUUUGAACACCUGCAUCGGUAACAUGUUUGAACACCUGUUUUAAUAACUGGAUUGGUUAAAUGUUUGAAUACCUGCAUCGGUAACAUGUUUGAACACCUGCAUCGGUAACAUGUUUGAACACCUGCAUCGGUAAACGUUUGAACACCUGCAUCGGUAACAUGUUUGAACACCUGCAUCGGUAACAUGUUUGAACACCUGCAUCGGUAACAUGUUUGAACACCUGCAUCGGUAACAUGUUUGAACACCUGCAUCGGUAACAUGUUUGAACACCUGCAUCGGUAACGUGUUUGAACAUCAUUAUCGGUAAUGUGUGAAUCGGUAACGUGUUUGAACAUUAGUAUCGGUAAUGUGUUUGAACAUCAAUAUCAGUAAUGUUUUUAAACAUCAUUAUCAGUAACAUGAACAUACGAAAAUAUCCCAGAAAUGACCUCGUCUUAGCAGCAAACUUGCUGAUGCAGCACAUCCCCCUGUGAUGGGGAACCGUCUUUCGUUCAUUCACAUCUCAGCACAGAUAACGGUUUUGAUAAUCUAAUCCGAGGUCAGAAUCGACACGUGAUCCUCAAUACUGUAAUAGUCUGACUGGGUUCUCACAUCCUGGGUGUGACAUCGCUUUCGCAAGGGGUUCUCAUUUCCCGCGGUUUUCCUCCUCCAUGGAAUACCGGGAUAAAAAUUAAUUUAAUUAAGAAUAAGUCUGCAACUAUUUGCACCCGGGUACAAGAAGUGAGAGGUUGGGAUAAAAAAAACAAAAAAACUAUUUAAAAUAUCAUUGAUGGGUUUGUAAGACAAAAUGAGGUAUCAAAUGAAAGAUAAUUGAAUGGACUACAUGUUUUUAAACUUACUUCUUCAGUUUAACUAAAAUAAACUACCACAAAUGACAUCCGAAUAGCAUUGGUCUAAUGGUACCCGGGUGAGAAUGGCGGAGCUGCGCGUCUGGGGCCAUUUUGACUAAUUGCUGUUCGGAUGUAAUUGGAUGUACCGGGUAUUUUUUUUUUUUUUUUUAAUGUUAAGGUUUUUUGAGAGGUUGUUCACUUGCUCAAAGUUGUUUAUUUUUCCACGGCUUGCCCCUAGCUGUAGAUAACGAGCUAAUAAUUUGCCUGUUAGCAAAACUCUAAUCUCACUGGCUUGUGGGAAGAAAAAAAUAAACAACAUAAUACUAAAUGAGUUUUGCAUUCUUUACAAGUCGCUAAUUCUAGUUUUGAAUCCGUCACAUUAAUAUUUAAAAGCAAAUUUUUCCAAUAACUUGUAACAAGGGAUUCGUUUCGAAAAGAACCCGCAAAGGAACUACUAAUGACGUUAAUACAUAUAGGCCAUAGGCCAAUCUAUAUUUAUGUGCAUAUGUCUUACUAUGUUGAUUUCGGAGACCAAAAAGAACAAAAAAAAACACAGGCUAUAGGCAUAGUUUGAUGCAUGAAGCCUCGGGAUAAUCAAUUUACGAGAGCACAAUAGUCCAGCCCAUGGGAAGUGACCUCAAAUGGUGUUACGAAGGGAUUUAUGGGAUGUCGCUUGCUGAAACAGACUGAGAUUUAAGGGAUGUCGCUUGCUGAAACAGAUUGAGAUUUAAGGGAUGUCGCUUGCUGAAACAGACUGAGAUUUAAGGGAUGUCGCUUGCUGAAACAGACUGAGAUUUAUGGGAUGUCGCUUGCUGAAACAGACUGAGAAAUUGUGAUUUGUAAAUUGUUUUUUUCCAGUUGGUGACUUAAAGUUUGAGUUGCGAUAUAAAAUCAUGGCAUUAUAAAUAUGUCGCCAAUUACAUUUUACUCGAAAUUUAAAUCUUAAGUUUUUUCUCCAAGAAUUUACUCCCCCCCCCCCAACCUCCUCCGGCAUCCCCGUCCAUCACAAUGUGACAAUGGAUGGUGUAGACUUCGCAAGACGAAAUCCACAAGGCCUGGGAUUAUUCUUUAGGAUUAGGCAUAUAAGCUGGUUCCUUCAGAGGCGUAGCUAGAGUGUUUGGCGCCCGGGGACAAGAUUCAUUUUAAAGAGCCUCGCGUUCUUUGUGUAACGCUCAAACUCAUGAUUUUUAUCAAAAUAUCAAAGCAAAUUUUGGCGCCCCACUGGGUUCCCUACACAGCAAAUCGCCUGUCUCCACGCCACUGGAUAACCCAAGGGAACAUCAUGUCGAUGAUACAGCUUGGCAACAGUGGCGUCGCAGGAGUUUCCGGAAUGUUUCAAUGUACCAAUGUUAUCCGCCUACGGGACUCUCAUCUCCGGGUUUUGAAUUCAGAGUUUCCUUCACUUGGAAGAGUUGCCUUCCACCCAGGGUGCUGAUGUUUUUGCUUGACUGGGCUUUGGUUGGGAUUGAAAUCUAGAACAUGAACUUAAGAUUUGCUCAGUUGGGACCACUUGGCUACCCGGCACCCCACCUUAUUUAACAGCCACCCCCCCCCCUAAUAUUUCAUUGUAAGGGUCACUAAGCUUCUAUAAUAUAAAUGUGGUCGUGAUUUGAAACGCUUGUGAACCUGUGUACUUGAGCUACCGAGCUUAGUAAUUAGCGUGGUUAACUAUAUUUGACAGGUCUUGGCUUAUAGCGACAAUCGGGGACAAAAUGGGACACUAUUUGAUUUGCUGAAAAAAAUUUUUUUUAAAAAGCAUGACCAUUCUUAUGACUAGUGAUUACAUGGAGAUGGACACUUUCCGGGGAAGGUUUAAUUAUUAAAAAAAAACCCACUAAAAAUCGUGCGAGAUCCCAUUGUUCAUAAUUUUUUUAUGCCUCGUGUGUUUCUUACAGUGUGUUUCGUUGUGCACACUAGAACACUAAACAGUAUUGUUUGACUCAACAUUGGAACCCAACACAGUGUUACACUCAACACUGGACACAAAAUUUAGUGUUUAGCUAAGCAUCGCCCCACCAUACAUAGAGUUUAACCUAGCAUUUCCAACACAGUACAUUAGGUGCUUAACUCAAUAUUGGAAAACAAAAGUAUUUUAACUCCCAGAACAUCUGUCCAUGUUUGACACAGAUCCUAGUGGUAUCGUGUUUGUUAGACACAUUUCUCUUACGUUGUUGUUACAUGACGGGAUUUGGACUGGACACGGACCUUCGACUAGGCUGUGUUAGGCAGAUGUAACCGCUGGCUGUAACAGGCAAUAAGUCAAAUCAGGGACUUGUUAUACUUAUGUAUUAAAAACAUGAGUAGUAAAGCUUAUUAUUUAACUUUGAAAGAUCCUUGUAUAUAGUAUUUUCAUAAUUUUUAAUGUUGAAACCAGUCCAUUAUGAAUACCAAGCUAGUAUAGUAAUAAACAUUUGGCUCAGGGUUUGCGGAAUACCUCGCUAUAGUAUCCAUAAUUUGGCCCAGGGCUCAAGGAAUGCCAAGCUAUGGUAUCCACCAUUUGGCCCAGGGCUCACGGAAUGCCAAGCUAUGGUAUCCACCAUUUGGCCCAGGGCUCACGGAAUGCCAAGCUAUGGUAUCCACCAUUUGGCCCAGGGCUCACGGAAUGCCAAGCUAUGGUAUCCACCAUUUGGCCCAGGGCUCUAGCUAUAGCAUCCAUCAUUUGGCCCAGGCCUCAAAGAAUACCAAGCUAUAGUAUCCAUCAUUUGGCCCAGGGCUCACGGAAUGCCAAGCUAUGGUAUCCACCAUUUGGCCCAGGGCUCACGGAAUGCCAAGCUAUAGUAUCCAUAAUUUGGCCCAGGGCUCACGGAAUGCCAAGCUAUGAUAUCCACCAUUUGGCCCAGGGCUCACGGAAUGCCAAGCUAUGGUAUCCAACAUUUUGGCCCAGGGUUCACGGAAUGCCAAGCUAUAGUAUCCACCAUUUGGCCCAGGGCUCAAGGAAUGCCAAGCUAUAGCAUCCAUCAUUUGGCCCAGGCCUCAAGGAAUGCCAAGCUAUAGCAUCCAUCAUUUGGCCCAGGCCUCAAAGAAUACCAAGCUAUAGUAUCCAUCAUUUGGCCCAGGGCUCACGGAAUGCCAAGCUAUGGUAUCCACCAUUUGGCCCAGGGCUCACGGGAUGCCAAGCUAUAGUAUCCAUAAUUUGGCCCAGGGCUCACGGAAUGCCAAGCUAUGGUAUCCACCAUUUGGCCCAGGGCUCAAGGAAUACCUCGCUAUAGUAUCCAUAAUUUGGCCCAGGGCUCACGGAAUGCCAAGCUAUGGUAUCCACCAUUUGGCCCAGGGCUCAAGGAAUGCCAAGCUAUAGCAUCCACCAUUUGGCCCAGGGCUCAAGGAAUGCCUCACCAUAGUACCUGCCAUAUGGAUCCAGGGCUCAUUUUCAAAGAAGCAUCAUCAUCAACUUUAACACACGGACAUUGUUAAUACACAAACGUAUGCGCCUCAGCUGCAGAACUUGACACUCGUUACAAAUAUUGUUUUAGCUUCGUUAUAGUGAAAAUGGAAUUUGAGCCAAGUUCAGAUAUUAACAAUGUGUACGAGACUAUCUACGGUAAUAUUAACAAUGUGUACGAGACUAUUUACGAUAAUAGUAGCAAUGUGUACGAGACGAUCUACGAUAAUAGUACCAAUGUGUACGAGACUAUCUACGGUAAUAUUAACAAUGUGUACGAGACUAUCUACGAUAAUAGUAACGAUGUGUACGAGACUAUCUACGAUAAUAGUAACAAUGUGUACGAGAAUAUCUACGAUAAUAGUAACAAUGUGUACGAGACUAUCUACGAUAAUAGUAACAAUGUGUACGAGACUAUCUACGAUAAUAGUAACAAUGUGUACGAGGCUAUCUACGAUAAUAGUAACAAUGUGUACGAGGCUAUCUGCGAUAGAGCGAACACAUUGUUUACCAAACUGCAGACAUUAAAACUGGGACCAAUUUUCAAACCGGCCGGGACAAAGGUUCUAAACCGGGACAGAUUUUAUGAUCUUCGCCGUGUUCCAUUUAGGAUUUGACACAGGGACCACUACGACUAACAUGUUUCUUUUAGGAUUUGACACAGGCCCCACUACGACUAACAUGUUCCAUUUAGGUCGCCGAGGAUCGGAAAAGUUUGGGAACCAUUGCUUUAGGAUUAUUUUAAGUGUUAAAUGGCCAUAGCUUUGACAUACAUAAAUAUUUUGUUUGUUUGUUAAAGGGACAACUUUAAAAGUUGGAUAAGUAUUUAAAUCAUGGUGUUUGAAUGAGGCCAGCUCGAGUUUUAAAUGAAACGGUUUGAGUCCAAAAUGUUUAGAAAGUCAUGGUUUCAUUACUGGAAGGGGGGGGGGGGACAAUAAUUUCUCUUAGCUACGUUUUUGUUACCUGGUCUUUAAUUUCGAUGUCGGUUCAACUGUUUUAGGAGUUUUUUCCAAAUGCAAUCCCUGGUCACUCCGGGUAUAUUAGCUGGUUAGAUUAUAAUGGAAUCUUCACGACAUUUAAGGGCUGGACAGUGGCCUUCUUUUUGUAUAGCAGUAUAACAACUUCAAAACGAAGAAAACACAAGCUCGCAACAUUGUAUUUUUUAUAUAACUAUUGCCAUUUUUAUAUUAGUUAUACCGUUUCUCUCGUUUUUAAGAUGAGCUUUCACUAUUAGAAAGUCUAAUUAUUAGUCUACACAUUAAGUGGAGAUGGUGUGGAGGGUGGUAUGUGGGUCCUGUGUGGAGAUGAAAUGGUCUGGAAAUGGGGUUGAUGUGUAUGAAGAUGGUGUGGCGAUGGUGAGAUGGCGUGGGUGAUGGUGUGGUAUUGGGAAAUUGUGUGUGGCGGUGUUAAUGUAUGGAGAUAGUGAAGAGAGAUAGUGUGUGGAUAUGGUGAGAUGGUGUAAGGAGAUGGUUAGAUGGUGCACGGAGACGGUUAGAGGAUGUGUGGAGAGGGUGUGAUAUGUGGGGCUCAUGUUGUGAGAUGGUGUGGGCAAGAGGGUGUGGUGAGAUUGUUCGUGGAGAUGGUGUUGGGAGAAAAUUCGAUAAGCAAUAAACGAAUAUUGGGAGAUGGCUAAGUCUACGGUAGAAGAGUCGAAAGGUNGGCGUCGGACAUUGGAGGGCGGCGGACAUUGGAGGGCGGCGGACAUUGGAGGGCGUCGGACAUUGGAGGGUGUCGGACAUUGGAGGGCGUCGGACAUUGGAGGGCGUCGGACAUUGGAGGGCGUCGGACAUUGGAGGGCGUCGGACAUUGGAGGGCGUCGGACAUUGGAGGGCUUCAACAGGAAGGGUGAGAAAGGUGGGGCAACUUCAGCAGAUAAUCAAAUGUCUUUAAAACUGUUAUAUGGAAUCCGAAAUAUGUGAAUUCCCUGGUCAAUAAGAUAUACAUAGUAUAGUUAUGUGAAUUCCCUGGUCAAUAUGAUAUGCAUAGUAUAUUUUACUGAAGUGAAUUCCCUGGUCACGUAACACUGUUAUAUUUAACUUUUAUUUGUACUCCUCAGCUGACACCAGUGACACAUGACAUUGCCCAAUGACGAUGGUUUUGCACAACCUAACAGUGGAAUGCUAACGGCGUUGGUGGGACAAUCAUGGAAACUCCGAUGUCAGACCCGGUAGGUCACAAAACAAAGUGAUGACCUUUACAGUAUUGGCGGGUUUCAACAAUAAUUGACUUACAGACAUGUCACUACCAAGAACCAAUUGUUUUUUGUUUUUUUCUGCACCAGUCUCUGUCAGUGUAAUGCUAGGAUAUGCAAGAACACAACUGCAGUUUCUUCAAGAAUGUAAUAUCAGACAUCAAACGUAAGGUUGUGACAUCUCUUGUUAGUUACACCAGAGAACCUUACUAGUUCCUGUACUUGUUCCCUUACCUAGUGCCCAUACCUACUUACUUACAUACUUAUGCUUUUUACCCCGCCUGGGGCAUAGGCUGUCUACAAGAAUUUUCCAUUCAUCUCGGUUCUGUGCUUUCCUUUCCAGUUCAAGAUGUAUCCCAUACUUUGUGUGUCUGCGUCUAGCUCGCUCUAGCUCGCGUUUCUAUAUAUUCUUAGGCCUUCAUCUCCCCCCCCCCUACCCUUUUUCCAGUUUUUUUUCCAUGAUAGGGAUUGUCUGGUGAUAUAUCUGAAGGUUUGCGAGGUGAUAGGCUCCUGUUAUGUCCUUUCCAGUAAGUCUUUGUUGGUGAUAGUGUUUAGCCAUUUGAUGUGCAAUACCUUUCUAAGGCAAGUGCUUAUGAAGGUCUUUACUUUCAUGUACUAUUUCCUGUUCCAUUACAUGUUCCUGUACCUAGUUCACAUACCUAUUUCCCGUACAUAGUUCCCAUACUUAUUUCCCAUUUAUAAUUCCCAUACCUAUUUAUCGUACAUAGUUCCAAUAUCUAGUUUCCGUUCAUAGUUCCUUUAGUUCCAAUAUCUAGUUUCCAUUCAUAGUUCCUUUUCAUUAUUUUUUAGGAAAAUGUUGAAGGGCCUUUGUCACACUCUACGCCUUGGUCGCACUCUAGGCCCAGGUCACGUUCUAGGUUUUGGUCACAAUCUAGGCCUUGGUCACAUUCUAGGUCUUGCUCACUCUUCAAUGGCCUGAAACGAUUGGUGAAGAACAAACUCUUCUAUCAUAAUGCAAUUUUGAUUGAACAAGGUUAUAGGUGUGAGAUAAUAUGUGCAUAAAGUUGAUCUUGUGAUAAAUUUAGCACCACCCCCCCCCAAAAAAAAAACACCUAAGAAGCUUUUUUCUUAUAGAUAGUUUAUAUGCAUUUUUGUUGGAAUUUAUGUAAUUGUAUGUGAUGUAUCAAUUAUGUGAUUGUAGCAAGUUUUUUUUGGUAAGGGAAUUGUUUUUAUCAAACUUAGUGCAAGUAAAACCUAAUAGACUAAAUAUACAUAUUAAAACCCACAUACGUCACAAAUACAAAACACAUAGGGACAACACAAUUAAUCUCCACACCAAAACACGCAACCAUUGGAACAAAUCAUUGACAUUCCUCAUUGUGUGUCAAGUUUCAGUGCGAUUGGAUGAUGAAAAGUGGGUCAAUUAGCCCUCUGAAGCUUUUGCAGCCACUUAGAAACACACAAAAGUGAAGUCAAUAUAAGGGAUUUUAAAAGGGCAUGCUAACCAACACAUUGUGGAAGCACUGGUUCAAAGUUAAUAAAAAUUAUUAUAGAACUACUAUUCAAAAUAUGCAACAUUGAAAAAAAUUGAGGUAAAAUAUAAACACAUUUACACUCCCUGGAACAUAGACGCACUGUAGCUUGGACAUGUUUAAACACAUUUAGACUCACUGUAAUGUGGGCAUGUUUAAAUUACAUGUCGGGUUUCUUAAACGAAUUUUUCAAUAAGAACUUUUGUACUGCUUUCUACUGCCUGUGGGUGGGCUGCUGCUUAUCACCUGUUCAUGAUUGGUUUGCCAAUCUAAAUUUUAUCAUAAGUAUUUAUAGGUUUCAUUUACAUAAUGAAAGCUGUUAACUUCCAUUCGGUCCCCUUCUCAGGUAGGCUGUGACCAUGCAGUUAGCAUUCAAGAAUUAAGUCCCGGUGAAAGAAACACAGAUGAACCAAAGGCAGGUGAAACAGGUGCAGGUGAAAGAGACACAUGUGAAACAGAUGCAGGUGAAAGAGACACAAGUGAAACAGACCCAAGCGAAUCCAGUCCUAAAGAAUCAACCUCAGUGUCUCCCGAUAGACCACCGGUUAUGCAGAGGAAAUUACUCAACUUGUCUUACGGUGAGAGUCCAGGAAGCAGUGACACAAUCCCAGGUUUUGAAGCUUUCUCUGACUCAAUAAGUGAUGAGUCCAGGCACAGGUUUGUCUAUGAGAACGAUGAAGAUGAGCUGGAUGCUGAGUGUAGUUUCUAUUACAAUUUGUCCCUUGCCGCUGCUGCUGAUAGUAACUCAACUUCAGAAGCUAAAGUGUAUGAGGCAGCAGAGGACCAUGUUCAGUUAAGAAGAAAACCUUUCCCGGAUUUUAGACUGCUCUCUUUAAAUGAGCCCAGUUUUAAAGCCAAGAAAAUGAAGAAUUGCAAUGUGACUUACAAUCAAAUCGACAAGGGAGCAAGCUACGAUGGUUCAGGUUCCCCGUGUGAUAUGAAUCCCGUCUCAAAGAAUCUUCCGCCCUGGUAUUGGGGACCCCUUUCAAGGUAAGGGCUAUUUCCACACUUUUAAAUGUCUUUGAUGAGACAUUUCAUGGAAUGGACAAAAAAUAUGCUUACAAUAUGAAAUUUUGGAGAAAUCACAAGGUAAGGGCUAUUUCCACAUUUUUAAAGUGUCAUUAGGGAGACAUUUCAUGGAAUGGACUAUUUACACACUUCCAAAGUGGUAUUGGCGAGACAUUUCAUGGCGUCUGGGGUGAGUUGCCACUUUUUCCCCCAAAAUUAUACUACACUGCAAUCUUCCUACUUAUUACCUACGCUAGCAAUAAAAGGUAACCACUUUUCCUCAUAAAAAAUCCCAGUCACAACCAGUUUUUAACAUCCAUCAGCUGAUAACGAUACAGAAUGCGGUUUAAAAUCCAAAAACUGGAAAUCCUCCGAAAACUGGAAACCGGGUUUUAAAAUUUCACUUACCUUUAUUCACAGACUUGAAGUAGGCAAAGUUUUAUUUCUUUAAUAUUUUUACAGAACAAAAGCUGAGGACAUAUUAAAAGAUCGGCCUGAUGGGUCUUUUCUUGUGAGGGACUCAUCCUUUCCAGGUGCUUACACUUUAACAGUCAGGUGAGGGCCUAACCCCUAAAGUGUAGAUAUCAUACAGUAUAAUAUUUAUCAGUUGUAUCUAAAAGCCAAAUGAUUUUUUACUUGGCCUUUGACUACUAAUAGUUUUCUGCCAAAAUUAAGAAAGUCUUGAAGUAUUUGGGAUAAAUCAAGUUACCGUUAGUCAUGUUAUGAAAUUUUUUAGAGAAAGUUAUCCAUAUUUUCUAUAACGUUAUUUGAAUAAAUAACACUUGAAAAAUUAACCCUGUCCAGGAAUUUGUCAUUGAUGGCCCUUCAUGUAUCAGUAACCACCACUGAAUCAGUCAAUGUAGUUUUGUUUUCAUACAAUUCCUGUAGGGCCCAAGGAAAACUUUGCUAGGAUUCACCUGAGAUUGAAGUUAGUUUUAUUUUUCUUAAUUUUUCAGACAAGACGGACAGAGCAGAUGCCUGAAAGUAUUCCAGUUCAAUGAUCUGUUCGGUUUAAAAUUGAAUGACGUGAGAUUUGAGUCACUGGAAGAGUUGGUGGAGUAUUACAGCCACCAUUCAUUGGCAGAAUUCAACAGAAUACUUACAACAACAUUAAACAACCCGGUCCUAAAAGUAGGUCAACAUUUAAGUAUUUCAACAUCUGUGUCCAUGCUCUGUAUAAAAUUAUGUCAAUAUCUGUGUUAUACUCCAUGGCCCUGCUAGGGUUGGUGUCCCCCCACACACACUCAGACACACACACCUUCCACGAGGGAUUUCCUCUUGUUAAAAUAAUGUAUAAGGUCCGCAGUAUAAUAAUGAAAAGAACAAAAACAAAUUAAUUGAAGUUCAGGAGGUAAAUGUAUUUAAGAACUUUAACUUCUACAUAGAAUCACCCAUUGGUAUCAAUGGAAAUCUUUAUUUCUCAGACUUUAGAUAAAUAUAGCUUCCUGUUUCUUACAAAAGUUAACGAACACUUCAAGCACUGUUGAAUCAUGGUCAAAACUGUCUUUCUGGCCUACAAUAGGGUUCCUUCAUUUCUGAUGCACCUACCUUGAACUUUUAAUAAAGCAUGCAUUUGGAUUGGUUAUAAGUGCGGAAAAUUUACGUGUGAUCGGUUAUCCUUUUUAUGAAUUUCGGUUAGACCGCGCAAUGUGUGCUCUGUAAACAUGCAAUUUUUCAGUUUGGUGUCAACCUCUGAGAUGGUCUCACCCGGUGCGGUCCGCACGCUAGCUACGCUACUGUUUAUACUGCCCCUAUUUAUUGCUCUGCCCAUAGGCUUGUCUUGUCAACAUAUGUUCAUGAUACUCCAUUACACCCUGUCUAAAGUUAUGUAAAAGUCAAUUUUUUAAAUAUUGUUAGGAAAGAAUUUCACAAGGAGAAAUAUUGCAUACCAUUACCAUAUUAUAGCUAUGUCUAUUGAUAUAAAUUGUUUGUGUCUAUUUAAUCUACUUUAAAGCUUUAUCGCAGUCCAACAUUCUUAUAAUAUAAAUUGUCAUUGUGAAAUGUUUUGAUUUGUUGUUUUUUUUGCUGCAAGACUAGUGUCAAAAGGGUGAACUUGUUUGAAGCGCUUUGUUUACUGGUCGAAAAUGGACGCAAGCUUCAUAAGUCUAGGAAGCAGUUUAAUGCCUUAUUGGAGAAAUAUACAAAGUUAACUCAGGUGAGAGAUCAUGGUAGAGUUCACUAUAUCAAAUAGUCUUUGCCAAGAAAUCGACAGUGUCCUUGAGGAAUCGAGGGAUUUUCUAAUCAUUUUUUUUCCUUUUAAAUUAUAUUGGUAAUAAAAUGCUGGGUGGCCGAGCAGUCUAAACUGUCUCAAACCAAAUGGCUGGUGGUCUGGAGUUCAAUCCCACCAAAGCCAACAUCUCAAGCACUCCGGGUGGAUGGGACUCGUUAGCCUUGGACGGCAACCCAUCUAAGAGAAGGCAAACUCUGAAUUUAAACCAGGAGCCAGAAUGAUCAACAAAUAGAUCGUGGGCCCCUCAAAUAUAAGAAGAAGAAGGAAUGUUAAAUUGGUCAUUUAUUUUUGUGAGCUUUCUAAUUGGGUGAUCGUUGUCAUUCUUGCAUUCCUGUCAUCUUCAUCAUUCAUCUGUCAUCUUCAUCAUUCAUCUGUCAUUCCCAGCAUGCAUCUGUCAUCCAUGGCAUGCAUCUUUCAUUCUCAGCCUUCAUGUCAUUCUCAGCAUUCCUCUGUCAUCCUUAGCCUUUAUCUGUCAUCUUCAUCAUUCCUCAUCAUUCCUCAUCAUCCUUGGCAUUCUUAUGUCAUCCUCAUCAUUCCUCUGUCAUCCUCAACCUUCAUGUGCCAUCUAUAUCAUUCAUCUGUCCUCCACAUCAUGAUCUGUCAUCCACAGCACUCACCUGUCAUCCACAGUACUCACCUGUCAUCCACAGUACUCCUCUGUCAUCCAAAGCACUCACGUCAUCCAAAGCACUCACCUGUCAACCACAGCACUUACCUGUCAUCCAAUGCACUCACAGUUCAUCGAAUGCACUCACCUGUCAUCCACAGCAUUCACCUCUCAUCUACAGCGUUCAUCUGUCUUUAUGAGAUGAUGGUUUAGCUUACCAAUAAUGCUUUAGUAAACAAACAACGCACAAAUAGUCUGCAACUUACGGGAUUAAAAUAUCUGUAAGAUUAAAUGCAAAAUUACAAUACAAAACAUUUUUUAUAUACAAUAACUGCAAUCAUCAAAAGACAAUUAUCUAUGUAAGAGAAUACUCAGCUAUAAGUUUAAAUUGUACAUAAUUUUAAAGCUUUUGUAGGAUGUAUUUCUUGUAAUGUAUAACAAAAUGGCCAUCAGUUACAAAGGCUACUAAAUCAAUCUGUGUGAAACUAUAGGCCUACUUCACUUAUUCCAGGAAAUUCAACUGUUACAAAUGGAAGCUAAAGCCAGAGAUAUUGCUACAGAAAUGUAUGAAAGUAUUCUGUUUUUGGCAAACAGGACAGAUGAAGAACUGGAAGAAUAUGAGAAAAUGGAUGACAACAAAAGGAAAAAGUAUUUAUAUAUCUGUAUCAAUUAUUUUCAUAAAUUUAUCUCCAUUAUCUGACACAAUGCAGUGAUAAGUUUUAUCAAUUUCAGUAAAUUACUUCCUUGUAGUCAAGGGCACACACUGUGGAUUAAUACAAAUAAAUAAAUCAAUGAUGCAUUUUCAAGAUAAUUUUAUUGCAGGAAUUUAAUUUAGAUCAUGAAAAAUAUCCACUGCAAAAACAUUACUCAUUUCCAUCACAUUCUGUGAGUGUUAUUAAAAGUUUUACUUAAACAUAGCUCAAUCAAUAUAAAGUUAUGCUUUGAAAUGGCUGAAAUAUUCAAGGUUAUAAUUAAGCCAGUGUUCCCCAAUUGGUGGUCCAUGGACGGGCACCGGUCUGCACAACAUGGAUAUUUAUAGCCAUAGUCCAAUUAAACUAUGUAUAUUAUAAUAUAUAUAUAUUUAAUAUAAUUGAUAAACGUCCAUGUGAUCCUUGUGUGAUUUCCAAACUUGUCUACCAGUCCAAAACCAAACUUUAAAGUUUGGGAAAUGCUGAUUUAGACUUCAAGUGACAUAAGUGAUAUAAAACAAAAACUAAGUCACAAACACAGAAAUCCUUUAUAAAAAAAGAAUAUGAAUAGGUAAAAAUUGACUUUUUUAAAAAUUAUCAAGCUCAAUUUGGUAAUCUAGUUUUUUACAUGUUUCCCAUAAAUUUUUGUUUUGCUCUCUUAAAGACUAGAGGACAACAAAUCAUUGGCUGUGAAUCGGCACAUGAUCACAAGCGAACUUACAAAGGAAGUGUGGAAGAAAGUGGCGAGUAAAGAAGAUGAGUUGAGUCGACACAAUCAGGAGACUAAUGAGUUCAUGUUAGUGUUGCGAGAAGCUGAAGAAGUGUGUUCCAUGAUAAGAGAGUAAGUCUAAUUUAAGCUAUGUAUCAAUAAUUUAAAGCUGAAUGGAUGAUUAGAGAGUAAGAUGUCAAUAAUUUAAAGCUGACUAGAUUAGAAAGUCUAAUUUAAGCUAUAUAUUAGAGUAAGUCUAAUUUAAGCUAUGUAUAAAUAUUUUAAAUCUGAAUUGAUGAUUAGAGAGUAAGUCUACCUGCCACCCUGGUUAACACAAAAUUGUAAAACAAAUCAGAUAGAAUUUUUAGCCCCUUGUUAUUGCAAUAUUUAGAAAUAGCCAUUGCAAGACAAAUGUCAGUGGAAAUUACAAAUGGGAGUAAAAUUGCUCGGGUAAAAAAAAAAAAAGCUUAUUUUCAAUCCAACACUCAUUUAAUUUUAACGUUAAUAAAAAUAUUUUGAGAUCAUUACUGGAAAUGUAACAACACAGACACACUGGGUAAUCUAAAGCAAAUUUAAAUUCAUUUAUUGUGCUAUAAAUUAGAAUUCAGCUUUGGAUUCUUCUUUAAGCACUACUGUUUACUUAUAAAUAAAAAUAAUUUGUAAUUAUUUGGUGAAAAAUUAUUUCUUUGAUUCCUCAGCCAGGUGCUUAACAGUGGCGCCAUGCCAGAGUUAGUGGACUGUAUAGUAGAUGAAGAGUCAUUAGAGAAUAUCUGGCCUCAGAGUCAGUGGCUUGUUAACUGCACCAGAGAGGAUGCCAUAGCCUUUCUUUGUGACAAAACAGUUGGUACUUUUCUAAUGAGACCCAAGAAUGAACCCCAUAAGCCUUAUGUUCUUUCUAUCGUGUAAGUGUAUGGAUUUUAAAUAAUGAUAUGUAUUAUAUAUAUAUAUAUGUUUUAUUAUAAGACUUGAAUUGGUUUUCAAUGCAAUGGGGAGUACUGUAAGUCUAAAGACAAGUUUGAAAGUUUCAUGUGCCACCAGUGCCACCAUGCUAUAGUAGGCAUGCAGACAAAGUCUGGGGUUCCUCUGAUCUAGGUCUGGGUAUGCCUUGAUCUAGGUUUAGGGUUGCAUUUCAUCUCUGUUUAGGGGUGCCAUUGGUCAAGAUUCAAGUGGCAGGUUAAAUAUGAGAUAUCGGAAAGGUUAGACUGGUAGCUCUUCUCCAGAGAUGUGCCCCCUCCCCCAAGACAGUAAAUGACAGUGUUGCACAUACAGACUAUCAGACAGUGGUAGUGAAUUUCAGCAAGCAACUUAUCAGAUUAUUUUUAACUUUCAGAUGCAGUAAAGAUGAUGAAACUUCUGAUGUCAAACACUGUGUAGUAUUCCACCCCCCUGGUAGAGGCUAUGGGUUCCGACCAGAUGGCGCUGUAUUUGACUCGCUCGAUGAACUAGUAGCCAAACAUACCCGGACCUCAAUAAAAAUCUAUUUCUCUCACAUUGACACCUGCUUGGCUCAUCCUGUGUUUGAAUCGCGUUCCAGAGAAAAUAGUGAACCUAUCCAACAAGAUGAAAAUGGUUAAAAAUUUCAGAUAGCCUUGCUUGUUGAAUUUCAAGAUUUCUCAGAUAUUAAAGAAAAUUUCAGGACCAAUGUUAACUAUUUAUUUUAUUGAUGCAUUUGAUUAAUUUGAAACAAGCUACAACUUUGAUGACUGAAUUAUUUAUCUUGUUUUGAAUGUAUCCUGUUAACUACCAUGGCAGAUGUAUUUGAAUGUAUAAUAGUCACUGCAAUGACAUGUUUUCGAAUGCAUGAUACUAACUACAGUUACAGUUAUUUUCAAGAUCUACAUUUUUUGUUCAUGUUUAAGUUUUAAAAGUAAUGAAACUCCGUAACUAAAUUAUCAUUUAAAGUCAUAUUUAAAGGUUUUGUUAUACCUGUAUAAUUAAUUUAUUUAAACUGUUGUUAAUUUAUUUUGAAUUGCAUAGAAUAUAAUAUACUGUUGUUACUUUAUUUUGAUUGCAUAGAAUAUAAUAUACUGUUAAAAUAAUGAAAGUGCUUCUUUGCAGCAGCUGAUUUCUGAGAAAAAAAUUUACAUUUUUUAAAAUGUUUCAUCUUACAAAAUUUAAAACUUACUUAAUCACUUGUUAUGUACCAUCCAUUUAUUAAAUUAUCAAGUUCUAUUUCAAGACAUAAUUUAGUCUGUCAUCAUAACAAAGACUAUGGAUUAACUUGCUUUGUUUGCAGUGCUGAGCUUAACGCAACUCAGAUGUAGUCCAUCCAUAAAAACAUCCAUCCGUCCCUAAUAUCCAUUAAACAUUCCUGUUUUUUUUUUAUCGAUGUAAAUCAAAUCCUUGGUUUUUUCACACAAAAAAUUAUUUUGCUUGUGAUUGCAGAAGACUUGCAACUCAUUGUUUAAAAUAUAGAAUAAGUCUUUUAAUCUUAUGGGGUUAGGGUUGAAAUGGUCAGUGGAGGCACUAGUAGGUGGGUUGAGGGUUGUGUCAGCGGUGGAACAAGUGGGGCUUAGCUUUGGGUCAGUGGAGGAACUAGGUGGGUGACAAAUUCACAUCAAUAUCAUCUUGCUAACAAAGCCAAUAAUUUCAGCUUAGUGCCUAUAGGUUUGAGAUGUAGCCUUAGCCAACAUGGCUUGCCAUAUGUUGGUGUUCAUUUUCCCUCAGGUCAUUCUAAUAACUGCAGAGACUCAUCUCUGAAAAUUCCUCCAGUCCAGCAUCACCCUGCUUUUGUUCUUUUGGCUCUGCUAUGGGUGAGACAUGACUGCGAGACAUGACUGCAUUUGUAUUAGUUUGUUUACACUCUAAUUGUUCCUAUUUCAUUUCCAGCAUAAUGUUAAUAUAUUUUGGAUAUUUUUCUUUUUGUUACAGGACUCGGCUGGUUGACCAAGGAAAUAAAUAUUUGAAUUGAUUAA
Molecule: messenger RNA, 21308 nt
Organism: Lymnaea stagnalis (great pond snail)
Lineage: Eukaryota; Metazoa; Mollusca; Gastropoda; Lymnaeidae
Source: the annotation of a GenBank genome assembly